CAACAUGAUCUCACAGGAAGACUACAGCAGGGAAAUGAACAGAAGAACUGCAAUGGCAGAGUUUUCAAGACGUGUGAACGGUUUGUCAUCGACAGCAACUCAAUGUACCAUACAAACAUCAACUAAAACAUCAGAGGUUAGUGGUUCCUCCAUAGGACCAUCUCCUGACCAUGGUCUUUCAAACAUUAGAGCUCCACGUAUCAACAAAUCACCCACUAGAAUUGUUAAACAAGCAAGAAAGUCAAAAAUUGCUGAACAAGCUCUGAGGAAGAUUGUUCUUGCUUACUUGGAGAGCAAUUUCAUGACCAAAUCAAAAACAGAAUUCCAGAAGGAAACAAGAUCCAAUUUCCAAAAACACAUUCUCAUUGGGUUCAUUCUCCAAGGAAAGAAUUAUUUGGGUGCCUAUGAAUAUUUUAGAUCGUUCUUUACAGUCGAUCAACGAUCUAUCUUUACAAGGGAGGACAUUCAUGAUAUUAGAACUGUCUCUACUUUCUUGUUGGGAGCUCAUUUCUGUUCAUGUGUUGCCAAUAAAAACAAAGGAGAAUUGAAAACGUGUAAUGAACUGAUAUCCGAAUUAUUAAACGAAUUUUCCAAUGGAAAAGGAGAUAUAUUCAAGUGGAGACAGAAAUUAAACGCUAUUGAAGAACGAGGGGAUUACCAGCCAGAUGUUGGAGAACUCAUAUUAGUCCUUACUGUACCUAUUGGUAGAUUGGAGGAACGAAUUCCACAUUUCAAUGUUAUGGAACCUCUUUCUGAUGAGGAAAAGCAAGCAUUGGAUGCUGUACUUGUGAGCAAUGCAGAAGAUUCUGAAGAUUCUCAAUCCUCUGAAUAGUUUUUGUAGGAACACUGAAAUAUAAAAAUUAAUUUGAAUUUCC
This is a messenger RNA of Naegleria gruberi, 875 nucleotides long. RefSeq lists its product as uncharacterized. Lineage: Eukaryota; Heterolobosea; Eutetramitea; Acrasida; Naegleriidae. The coding region runs from base 5 to 832 and encodes 275 amino acids. The record is from RefSeq and is a predicted model, not a curated record. The transcript is spliced from 2 exons.